Paramuricea clavata is the source of this 618-nucleotide messenger RNA. The record is from the annotation of a GenBank genome assembly. Lineage: Eukaryota; Metazoa; Cnidaria; Anthozoa; Malacalcyonacea; Plexauridae.
AUGGCGUGCAGUAAAUACGAGCUUGGGUAUGAAGACAAUCGCUUCGAGAUCGUUGUCAGUCAAAGAUUUCACUGCCCCAUUUGUUUCCUAGUUCUUAAAGAUCCCGUUAUGUGCAAGAACGAACACUACUAUUGUUCUUCAUGUAUGAAAAAGCAUUUGGAAAAGUCCUCGUCCUGUCCGACGUGUCUUGAACACCUCAGCGUCGACACACUAAAGCCAGCUUCGAGGAUUGUCAAGGAUUAUAUAUCUGAGCUGAAUAUUCAUUGUGAUUUCCACCCCAGAGGGUGCCUUGAAAUGGUUCAAGUUGAAAAUCUCAAACGUCACGUUGCGAGUUGUGGAUUCACUCCCGUGCAAUGUUCCAAUGAUGGAUGUAAUGUUCUCGUGAAUGUGAGAGACAAGCUUCACCAUGAAACUGAAGUAUGUGAUUUUAGGAAACUGAAAUGUCAUGACUGUGGUCAACUGAAGAACGAAGUGAAAGAAUUGAAAGACAAAAUGUUGGUUCGACAAGAUCAAAUAAAGAAUGAAAUGAAGAGCAUGAAAGAGGCAGUGAAAAGUGAAGUAAAGGGAGAAAUGGAUAAGAUGAAAAAAGAAAUGAAGAUUGGAAUAAAAAGAAUGAAA